CCUCAUGUGUGGCUCGCUUGGCUCGAUUACCUAUCUUUAUCGCUGUCGACGCCGCCAGCGUUGUGGUUGAGCCCGUUGAACGUCUCUUUUUUUUAUUCUUUUUUCUUUGACCUUCCAGGCUAUCCGAGCUGGAGGGUUUUCGGCGCAAAGUGAGCUGAAAGUGUUCCUGGCCAGUUGACGCUGACCUGCGAGGUUGAGCGAACACCUUCAAGAGGCAUGUGUGCCGUGCUUGGGAACUGCCAUGUCUGGAAUUGCGAUCGCCCGACUCUCGGAAGAGCGGAAAGCGUGGAGAAAAGACCACCCGUUUGGGUUCGUUGCCCGACCGACAAAGAACUUGGACGGAACAUUAAAUCUGCUCAACUGGGAGUGUGCCAUCCCAGGAAAACAGGGGACACCCUGGGAAGGAGGCCUCUACAAGCUGCGCAUGGUCUUUAAAGAUGACUAUCCCUCAACACCACCCAAGUGCAAGUUCGAGCCUCCUCUGUUCCACCCAAACGUGUACCCGUCGGGUACGGUGUGUCUGUCGUUGCUGGACGAGGAGAAGGACUGGAGACCCGCCAUCACCAUCAAGCAGAUCUUGUUGGGUGUUCAAGACUUGCUCAACGAGCCCAACGUCAAGGACCCAGCGCAGGCAGAGGCAUACACCAUCUACUGCCAAAACGCCCUGGAGUACGAAAAGCGCAUCAGAGCACAAGCAAAACAAAUGGCAUCGUCAGAGUGAAAGGGAAAAAAAAAACUGUCCUUGCUGUCCCAACCCCAGCAGCAGCCUUGAUUCCACUGGCUGUCACUCGGAGAGCUUCACGAUUGGGCCAUCCUGCACAACCCGACUUUGCCACUGGUUCUGACUGGCAUCAUUUGGCGCUCUUUGUAUCUUAAGUUACUGUAAAUAAAGUCAUUUUUUUUACUAUAAUAAUUUAACACAUUGUA
Molecule: messenger RNA, 927 nt
Organism: Dermacentor andersoni
Lineage: Eukaryota; Metazoa; Arthropoda; Arachnida; Ixodida; Ixodidae
Gene: lwr
Product: ubiquitin conjugating enzyme lesswright
Source: RefSeq, a predicted model, not a curated record